UGUCCAUUGUGGCUGUGUAUGUAAGGGAGUGGCAUUGCAUGACUACAGCACAGUGCUGUGCAUAAAAGCAGACCGACCCAGGCAGGAGAAUCAUUUCUUCUUCACAUUUUUGGGAAUGUACAUCAGGAUGGCCUCUGUAUCACUGCGACGCAGGAAGAACCGCUCCUCGCAACAGGCUUUGGCCAGGCUUCAGGAAAUGGACGAAGCAGACUCUGAUGGAGGAAAGAUUUCAUUUGUCCAGCAGGCCACUGAUACCUCCUCAGAAGACUCAGAAAAGGAGACGGAACAAGAACCCUACAUGCCUCCUCGGAAGAAGCACCGUGGUACUGGGAAGCCCUGUCUGAGCCAGACUGCAAAAGCAAAUCGCUCGUGCUUCACUGCGCAAGCUGGACCCACAGAGUCUGCUAAGGUUUGUCAUUGCUAUAGUACAUAUGAUAUUUAUAUAAACCUAUUUAGAAUGAGGUUCAUGUAAAUUUACCAUUCUCUAUUUUUUUAUCUUCCGACAGUGUAAAAUUACAAGCGUGCUCCAAAGCUUCCUUUGCCUGUUAGACGUGGGAAUGCUGGAGACCAUCAGGGAGUGCACGGUCCAUCAAGCCCGCAGAACAGAGCCGGACUGGAAUUUGGAAAUUCAUGAACUGAUGGCAUUCAUUUCGAUUCUGUUUGUAAGAGCAAUCAUGUGUCCCGUUGGUGCCAUUGUGGAAUGCUGGUCAGAAAGCUUUCUGGUGCCAGUAAUCAAAGAGACAAUGCCCCGAGAUAGAUUCAUUUCAAUUAUGCAACAUCUUCGAUUUGAUGACAAGGACACACGGGCAGAACGCGUGAAAACAGACAAAUUUGCUGCGAUCUCUUACAUCUGGACACGCUUCAACAAGAACUGUGCUGAGAGUUUCACUCCAGGAGAACACAUGACCAUAAAUGAACAGCUGUUCCCUACCAAGGUUCGUUGUCCAUUCUCACGGUAUAUCGCAACCAAGCCAGGCAAAUUUGGUAUCAACUUUUGGAUGGCCACAGAUUUGGAGACCAAAUAUGUCUGCAGUGCAUCUCCUUACUUGGGAAAGGAGCCCAGUUGUCAGAAGGGAGAGAGGCUGGCAGAGAGCAUGGUCAUGAAUCUGAUGGAGCCAUUUUUGGAUGAUGGGAGAAAUGUCACAACGGACAGUUUCAUUACUUCACCGUCACUGUCGCACAGACUGCUGCAGCGCAAAACAAAACUACUGGGCAUGGCACAAGUCCGAAAUGGCAGAAGGAGGAAACCCAACAUGAAAACAGACUACAACCACAUGAAGUGUGGUGUAGACGUGUUGGACCAAAUGGCGCGGAUGUAUUCCGUAAGAGCACCAACACACAGGUGGCCAGUAGCGUUUUUUUAUAAUAUGCUGGACCUGGCGGCGGUGAAUGCCUACAUUUUGUACCAGGCAUGUACAGGGUUGACAUGCAAAAGAAGACUUUUUCUGAGUCUUCUAGCUAAGGAACUUCGUUGCCAAUUCAUGCAGCACAAGGAAAUAUUGAAAAAGAGGCAGGCUGCUGAAGCUGCUGCAGCUGCUGUGCCAGGGAUUGUGCAGACAACGCAGUGCCAGGUGCAAGAGAGCUGCAACAGGAAUCGCAGCAGGUUUACCUGUGCAACAUGUAAGAAAUUCACCUGUGCCAAAUGCAGGGACGAUAGACACUGGGUCUGCAAACGCUGUAAAGUUUGAAACACUUUAAAAUAAAAUAGACAUGUGUAUCCAUAUAUUGUAAAUGUGUGUCUUUUGUAUAAAUAGGGCAGGCAUUUCUGAAGUCCAAAUGUGCUGUGGCUA
Molecule: messenger RNA, 1790 nt
Organism: Tachysurus fulvidraco (yellow catfish)
Lineage: Eukaryota; Metazoa; Chordata; Actinopteri; Siluriformes; Bagridae
Exons: 2
Coding region: 558-1688 (376 amino acids)
Source: RefSeq, a predicted model, not a curated record